GGCGCCCGGCACGGCCCCGGCGGCUUCUCCCGGUGAGCGGAGCCCGCGCCGCCCAUUCAGCCCCCUCAGCCCCGGCCCUGAGGAGCCCCGCAGAGGGGCCGCGCCCGGCGUGGCAUCAUCUUUGUGCAUCAAUGAAGAGUCCAAACAUGGCUUUGUUCAAGCAACAGAAGGUGGAGGACGUUUAUGAAAUUGGGGAAGAGCUAGGAAGUGGCCAGUUCGCGAUCGUGAAGAAAUGUAGAGAAAGGAGCACUGGUUUGGAGUACGCUGCUAAGUUCAUUAAAAAGCGUCAGAGUCGGGCCAGCCGUCGUGGAGUGAGGCGUGAGGAAAUUGAACGGGAGGUGACUAUUCUGCAGCAGACCCUACAUGCCAACAUCAUCAAGUUGCACGACAUCUAUGAGAACAAGACGGAUGUGGUCCUCAUCCUUGAGCUCGUGUCUGGUGGAGAACUUUUUGACUUCCUAGCACAGAAGGAGUCUUUGAGUGAAGAGGAAGCAACCAGAUUCAUCAAGCAGAUUUUGGAUGGUGUGAACUACCUUCACUCUAAGAAAAUAGCUCACUUUGAUUUAAAGCCUGAAAACAUUAUGCUUCUAGACAAAAAUAUCCCUAUUCCACACAUCAAACUCAUUGACUUUGGUCUGGCUCACAAAAUAGAAGACGGAGUUGAAUUUAAAAACAUUUUUGGAACUCCAGAAUUUGUAGCUCCAGAAAUAGUAAAUUAUGAGCCACUGGGACUAGCUGCAGAUAUGUGGAGCAUAGGAGUCAUCACCUACAUACUGCUUAGCGGUGCAUCGCCUUUCCUUGGAGAAACUAAGCAAGAAACGCUUGCUAACAUCACAGCUGUGAAUUAUGAAUUUGAUGAAGAAUUUUUCAGCAAUACCAGUGACCUGGCAAAAGAUUUUAUUCAGAAACUCCUGGUGAAAGAUACACGGAAACGGCUUACCAUUCAGGAAGCUCUAUCUCAUCCAUGGAUAACGCCAGUGGACAAGCAGCAAGCUUUGGUACGGCGAGAAUCUGUUGUUAACUUGGAAAACUUCAAAAGGCAAUAUGCCAGAAGGCGAUGGAAGCUUUCUUACAGCAUUGUCUCAUUGUGCAACCACUUAUCUCGUUCGCUGGUGAAAAAGGUCCUAAUACAGGAUGGAAGUUUGAGAAACUGUGAAAGUGACAGUGAGGAUCUUCAGCAAAGAAAAGCCACUCUUCAGAGGAGAAGCAGCAUAUCCUAGUGUCAUUAGAAUUCCACGGGCAGGGAACAGAGGAAAGUUUCAUCCUUGCUGAAAAAGCAGUCCUGACAGCAGACCUUAACUUUAGUCUGAAUCCUUGUUACGAUGCUUCCCACUUCUCAAACAACACCAACAACUGGAUAAUGUUGUUGAACAUCUACUGAGCAUUUUAGAAUAUUGUGGGGAUGCAGAUUUCCAGGGAUAUGCUGCAGCACAGGCACCACAUUUUUGCUUUUGUAUGUUGGGCUUUUUGGGAUACUUCAGUCUAUUUGUGAUAUCAACUGCACUCAGGAUGUGGGGUUUCUACUGAUAUUCUUUUACUGCAGAAUAAUUCACAUUUUGCACAAUGACUAAGUCUAUGUGCAUUAUUUCAGUCAGGGAAUUUGUUACUGAGUCUUAAAGAAAAUUUUAUAUGAUUUUUAUAUUUGCUUAUAGCAUAUCUGAUAGCAGAUAUCUGACAGGUGUUAUUGGCUGUGUGCAGUACUCACUCUGCUAUUGCUGUCAUUGAGGAGAAAAUCAUAGUGCCAUUAUAACCUUGAUUUCAUCAACCUAGCAGUAAACAGUUCUCUAUUCCAAUAAGAAUUGUGCUGUGGCUGUCAUCUGUGGCUGGUGAAUAGAAGACUAACACAGCUGCCAUUGAUCAGUUGAGUACAACUGAUUCUUGCCACUGAGAGGAUGAGAUGUGUCAGGGCAUUUUUUGUAUGUGGAAAGAUAAAAAAAAAAAAAUUAAAAAAAAAUCUGUAGAGGCUUAGAGGUUGUCAUGUACCCAAAUAAAACAUUUUUACAGAGUGAUGGGGGGAUGCCUCACAAAGCAGGGCACUUAAAAAAGCUGAAGUAUAUAUUAAAAAAGAGUCUUUAGUCUUUAUUAGAUUUUUUUAUUUUUUGUUUUACUUUGUCAGCAGAUUGGAGAUUCAUUAACACCUAUUUACAUAGGUGCCAUUCAAAUGUAACCCAAACUGCACACACCUGUCUUUUAUUCAAGGAGGUUGUAUUGAAAAUUGAGUAAACUAACACUUUGAGAUAACUCCUUUUUGUGCUAGGAAGUUGUAUCAGUCUAACUAUCAAUCUAUAUAAUAUAAACCAGUGUUGUUCAAUUGGUACAAAAAAUGCACAUAGACAAGGCUAUUUUUUAUAUUGAAUAUACUGGUUGUUAAAAAAUUCAUAUUUAUUUUGCCAUUUAAUAAAUUAAAAAUCACAAAGCAAACCUACUAGAAAGAGGAAUAGAUUGACAGAGAAAAUGAUUUUGUUUGGCUUUAUGGUGAUCACUUCCAGCUUCAGGUUUUAGAGCUGAAGGUGUGAACUAGGUUUUGAAAACUAGGAUUAGGUUAAUUUUGCCUGUAAUCCAGUUUCUGAGAAAGAAAAAUGUGCUACUUUUAUUUAUACUUUUCUAUCCUUUCUUAGGCAAAGGCUAAAAUGCAGUUGACAAGAAAGUAUUUCUGUGAAAGGAAGGAAACGUACAAGAAGCAUUGCAGAAGAGAGGCAGAAAGUAUAAGUUGAGGGAAGAAUAAUAACUUAAAUUGAAGGAAGUGGGGAGGGAGCAAAAGCAGUGGGGAAGCAAGUGGGUAAAAGAAGUCGUGUAGGGAGCAGAAGUGAACCUGGACUGGGAAUGUUGAAGGAAGGGCAAGAGAAAGCAGGUAUAGAAAAUGUGAAAGCAGAAGAAUUAAUGUUUUGGUAAAUAUGACACUGCAUUUUGAUACUAUUGCUUUCAUUUUCUUUUAUUUCAUCUCUUGUGUUGCCAUGGCCUGUGAUAUGUGUCUGGACAAGUGGUAAGGAGAGAGAGCAUGCGUUUCCCAUUUGAUUGAAAGGUGUUCUCUUAGCUGUUUAAUUUUUAACAUAGAAUACUAGUGAAACCCAGAGAAUGGUAGAUAUUGCUCAAGUAUUACAAUAUCAGGCUAAGGUUUCUAGGUUAGUUAAUCGUUCAUUUGUAUUAGCUAAUCUGUAUUAAAACAGGAAACUGCCUCUGCUUGUUAGGGUUUUAGUUCAAAUCUGCUCCUUGGGCUAGCAAUGUUGGAAAGGGAGUUGGCUUGUUGUUUUGUUUUUGUUUUGGUCCCCCAAGUGAAGAUGAGGUCAUUUUGGUCAACCAGGGAAAGUUAGAACUGUGCAGCUACAGAUUCUUUGGCCAUCUAUUUAUUUAUUUUUUUCCUAAUAGUUUUAGUUGUUCUAGUAAGCCUUACCUCACCACAGCCAGCUGGAUACUAGAAGUUUGAGAUGGAUCCUUGGCCAGCCUGGCGUUGUUCUAAACUCCAUUUCAAAUCAAGGAUGGUGUGGCAAUUUAACACCAGUGCUCUCAUGCCUUUUCCUCUUCUCUUACCAAAUUUUGAGGGGCUCUUCCCACAAAGAACCAGGUAAGUUUGAGUCCAGCCUUUCCAGCUCCAAAGCUGAGAGGUGUGAUGUUUUAAGUGACUAUUUUAUCACUUCAUCAAACUGGGGCUAUAUUGGUAGUUCACUCGGCUGACCCGUACCCUAGAUUGAGCACUAGGAGAUUUAUUAAACAAUACAGGGGGAAGGAAGGGGGCACAGUGAGUUCGUUUGUAUGUCUGUUUCUUUUUUUUUUUUUUUCUCCAAACUCACUCAAUUCUGCUUUGAUCAGUAAAGCUCUGAGAUACUUGUCAGUGAAGCCAACCCCUUUCAGCCAGACCAAGUAUGGUGGCAGCCACUUGUGCCAUGUUCCAGCGUGGCCAUGCAAGGAGCACUGGGUUUGGAUUGUGCAGCAACGUUAACUGUAGAACAAUGUUCCUGCCAUUUUUUUUCUCUUUGCUUGCUUUCAACACAGUUCUCUUCUACUACGAUGCUAAAUAAGCUUUCAAGUAGUUUAAUAAUUGUUUUUUUUAUUUAAGUCACUAAAUGUUUGUGUUUAUUUCGGCAUGUAGGUAAUCUGACCCUGUAUUCCUGUCUGUUAAACUCUUGGCCAUAUGUGUUAAAAGCUGUUCUGAACUGCCUGUGCACUGUUAGCAGAGCGUUUGGGGUUGUGGGAUUCUUCCCACCUUCUGAAAUCCUGCCCUCUGCUCCCUUUUCAUCUGAGGUGUUUGGACAUACAUUGCUGGACAUUGAGUUCUUUUGCACUGUGAAGCAGUAUCACAGGGACCAAUUAAAUAAUGUGUUUGGCUUCUAUGUAGUUUAUUACAGUGUAAUGGACAGAGACGGACAACCUUUCUCAUCAGUGGCACAAUCCUGAUGAAAACCAAGGUUUUCAUGAGUUAUGUACAGUCUUGUUAAAGGUUUUAAAUGCUCUCACUGUUGUUCAGAGUAUUUUUGGAAUGGAAUAGGCUCUAUACUUGUUGCCAUAUUCAUACUUUAAUUAAUAUUGUGGAAAUUACCCUGUCACAAUUUGAGCUUUACUUGUUUUUAUCAUUCAUCCUGUAGAAGUUGAUAACAGAUCUUUGUUAUAUUGUUCACCUAGCUGAUUUUGUAUGUAUCUUAUAGAUGUAUUUUGUAUAUCUAUUAACAAGAAAAAAAAAAAAGAAAAUGAACAAUUGAUUAUUCUUAAAUGCACUGUGCUGUGUUUGGCCAUGACGAACCUGGAGAGAGAUGGAAGCCUGAAACAAAGGAACUGUUUUAUUUAAAUAAGUUAUGACUUCUUAUUGUAUGUUACUGCUGUUUUUUAAAUCCCUGUGCCUAUGUUUUUAUUAAGAGAAACGGUAACGUGUAUGUGCCUGGAGUAGCGCAGGCCGUCGGAAGCAAUAAAGCCGAUUUGUUCAGAAC
Messenger RNA from Cygnus atratus (black swan), 4919 nucleotides. RefSeq names its product death associated protein kinase 2 (gene DAPK2). NCBI's taxonomy places the organism in Eukaryota, Metazoa, Chordata, Aves, Anseriformes, Anatidae. Gene Ontology annotation, molecular function: protein serine/threonine kinase activity; ATP binding. Bases 132 to 1220 code for a protein of 362 amino acids. The record is from RefSeq and is a predicted model, not a curated record. Gene Ontology annotation, biological process: positive regulation of apoptotic process; protein phosphorylation; intracellular signal transduction. Gene Ontology annotation, cellular component: cytoplasm; nucleus. The transcript has 12 exons.